Molecule: messenger RNA, 2458 nt
Organism: Lutzomyia longipalpis
Lineage: Eukaryota; Metazoa; Arthropoda; Insecta; Diptera; Psychodidae
Gene: hfp
Product: poly(U)-binding-splicing factor half pint
Exons: 7
Coding region: 559-2367 (602 amino acids)
Biological process (GO): mRNA splice site recognition; regulation of alternative mRNA splicing, via spliceosome; alternative mRNA splicing, via spliceosome
Cellular component (GO): catalytic step 2 spliceosome; precatalytic spliceosome
Molecular function (GO): RNA binding
Source: RefSeq, a predicted model, not a curated record
UCCGGAAGCAAAAAUAGCCAAAACGGAGGAACCAGAUUUUGCAGACCAUUGUCCGAGGACUUGUCUCAAGAACACACGCUGAAUACCCGGCGAUACCACCGAAUGUGAUGUCUCAUAAAAGAGGUGAAGCUCGCUCUCUGUGCCCUCUUAAAACAAACAAGAAAAAAAGAGUAUCUGGUUGUUCCUGGGGGUGCACGCACACACAAAAUAAAUCUCGCGGGCAAAAAGAAAACAAUCUCUGCCACCUCCACGCUCUGUUGUCCACACAGAAUGACACAAAAAAAGCAAUGAAUGACUAAUAUGGAAGAAUCAAAACAGUGAAAGAAAAAUUCUUCACACGCUCGUCUUGAUGCUCUCAUGCUAAUUCAUAUUUCUCUCUUUUUUUUCUCUCUCUCCAAUUUUUUUUCUUUCUCCCUCCCCGGAAGAUGAGGUCCGCGCGAAAACCACCUGCGACAAGGCGGACACACGCUAUGUGUAUGGCUGAUUUUGGGGGGAAUCCACCAACGAGGAUGAAUCCUUUUCUGUUCUGUGUCUAAUCCUGGCUCAUGGCAACCGAAAAUGCCUUUUAUUGCGACUCCCAUUUAUGAACUUCGACAGAUUGGCGAUGUUAAGUUCGGACCGGGUGCUAGGUCGGCUCUCCUGGGGAUUCUCGGUGGAGCCCUACCGCGAUUGUCGUCGGAACAACUGGAGACAGUGACGCGGGCUAAGAAGUACGCCAUGGAGCAGAGUAUUAAGAUGGUUCUCAUGAAGCAAACCCUUGCACAUCAACAGCAACAAUUGGCAAGUCAGAGGACUCAAGUUCAGCGACAGCAAGCCCUUGCGCUCAUGUGCAGAGUCUACGUGGGAAGUAUCUCAUUUGAGUUGAAGGAAGACACCAUCCGGGCAUCAUUUCUCCCAUUUGGCCCCAUUAAAUCCAUCAAUAUGUCUUGGGAUCCGGUGACGCAGAAGCACAAGGGAUUCGCAUUUGUUGAAUACGAAAUACCAGAGGGGGCGCAAUUGGCGUUAGAACAGAUGAAUGGUGCCAUGCUAGGGGGGAGGAAUAUAAAAGUUGGACGACCCAGUAAUAUGCCACAGGCACAGCAAGUUAUCGAUGAGAUUCAGGAAGAGGCAAAAAGCUACAAUCGCAUCUACAUUGCAUCAAUUCAUCCCGAUCUAUCGGAAGAGGAUCUCAAGAGUGUCUUUGAGGCAUUUGGGCCAAUUAUCUAUUGUCGCAUCUCACAAGGGAGUUCACUGCAUUCGCACAAAGGUUAUGGCUUUAUUGAGUAUGCCAAUAAAGUGGCGGCCGAUGAAGCUAUUGCCAGUAUGAAUCUUUUUGAUUUGGGCGGUCAGUUGCUUAGAGUUGGACGUUCCAUAACACCACCAAAUGCUUUAGUUGGUCCCACAACUAAUUCCUCAAUGCCGACUGCGGCUGCUGUUGCAGCAGCAGCUGCAACUGCCAAAAUUCAAGCAAUGGAUGCUGUUGCAACUAAUGCUGUUCUAGGUCUUUCAGCUGCAGCACCAUCAUUGGGUUUGUCAACAUUACCAACAAUCACCGCACCCACGUGCAUCCCCUCUGUGAUGGGGCACACGGCAAAUUCAGCUGUUUCCGUGUCUGCAGCCGCUGCUGCUGCUGCUGCCGCCGCCGCUGCUGCAGCUGCCGCCGCCCAGCAGCAUCCUGCCGCAGUGACGAGUGUAACAGCGGGACUCCAGGUACCGGGUGUGGUGGCAUUGUCGCCUGUCAGUACGGUGGCAUCACUGCAUCCCCCGCAGGUGGUUAAUCCCGUAUUGGGGGCUGUUACGCAAGCCACGGCUGUUACGUCGUCACCCAAGACAGCUGCCGUGGCGGCGGCAGCAGCUGCAGCGGCUGUUGUAUCGUCCACAUUGGCGGCACAGGCGGCGGCGGGUCAGAGUGCAGCUGAGAGUGUCCUGAAGAAGGCACAUGAGCGUCAGCAGGAGGAGUUGCAGAAGAAACUCCUCGAGGAGGGGGAGCCGCAGACGUUGCAGCAGCAGGAAACAAUGUCAAUUAAAGGUCAAAGUGCCCGGCAUCUCGUGAUGCAGCGCCUCAUGCGACCCACCGAUAGUCGUGUUGUCAUCCUGCGGAAUAUGGUGGGCCCCGAGGAUGUGGAUGAGAUGCUGCAGGAGGAGAUUCAGGAGGAAUGCAGUAAGUUUGGGGUUGUGGAGCAGGUGAUAAUUUACAAGGAGAAACAAACGGACAACGAGGAGGAUGAUGAUGCGGAUGUGAUUGUGAAGAUCUUUGUGGAGUUCAAUGUGCCAGGAGAGGCGCUGAAAGCUCGUGAAGUUCUCCAUGGGAGGUACUUUGGGGGGCGUCUCGUACAGGCACAGCUCUACGAUCAGGCGCUAUUUGAUCAUGGUGAUCUCUCUGCAUGAAUUCCCUUCUUCCGGAUCUUCCUGUGCGCUCUCUUUCACUGUUGCCGUGUCCAUGGAGAUGAUGAUUGAAUAAAAAUAAUUGUAAAAUGUG